AUGAAAUUCAAGGUCUUGUGUGUAAAAUUUAUAACUUUACACGUACAAUUGAGUUUGCAAAACAGUGUGAAUGAAGAUCGAUCGGUCCAAGAUAAACAACGCCACGGGCUGACGGAUCUUGUGCUUGAAUUCCUGGAAGCUAUUGUACAUGAAUUUCUGUUCACGUCUCGUGUUUACCCAAAAGAAUCAUUUGAUCAGCGUGUGUUGUAUGAUGUGCCAAUCCACAUGAGUCGGCAUCCACUGCUGUGCGAGUACAUCUACUCGAUGUUGGAUGGCUGUCGUACGUGGUUGUUGAGAAGAGAACUUGAGAAAUUGUGUGUCAUUCUCCUCUCAAAAGAAGGACGGACACUGGAAACGCUAGCAGUUGAGCCAGCAUGGAAUGCAGCAUUUAUUGAGGCUGCAGGUUCUGAGGAAGACAAGCCACUGCCAUUGCUCGAGCUGGAAGAGACCUUUCGUGCAGGAAUGGUAGCACUAAUGGCGACGACAGUAUCGAACACAAUUCCUCAGACAGAGAUAAAUAUGCCACACACUUUUCGAAUCCUAGCGCAGACAGUGGAGGAUGCAACGAACCGAGGAACUGCGAUCAAUGAUGACAAUGCGAGCAACUCUUGGGUUUUGGCAGAUCCGUUUUGGUACGACGAGCAGAAGAAAGACAAAGUGAUUGUCCCAGUCAAAAGAAUACAGUCAGAGGCUACACCUGUUCAACUUCAUGUGUACAUGGAGAAAACUCAGCCAAUUGUGAUGGCGAAAGCUGGCGAGUAA
Molecule: messenger RNA, 762 nt
Organism: Peronospora belbahrii
Lineage: Eukaryota; Oomycota; Peronosporomycetes; Peronosporales; Peronosporaceae
Source: the annotation of a GenBank genome assembly